AUGUCUCUUAAAGUACUCGUUUUUGUGAUCGGACUAAAUAUCGCCGCAGCCUCUCGCUGCGAUCACUUCUACAGAAAGGACUACACCUACAUCAACCAGUUCGACGCCUUCUACAAGCUCCACUGGGACCUGUCCGGGCAGACCUGGGGCUCCGCCUUCUUGGCCUGCGACGACGAGGGCACAGCCCUGUUUUAUCCGAAGACGGCAGAUGAGUGGAGCGUUGUGAAAACCCUGGUCGCCCCGAUGAAACUCAAGCCUAAUAUUACGGAGAUUUUCGUUGGGAUACAUGAUGAGUUUGGGCUGGGGGAGUUUAUGACUGUUGACGGUUUGUCUACACCAUCUCCUUUACCAGAUAAAGACCAAGAUUUAGAAGGCCAGAGCGCAUGCGUGGUGAUGGAAAUAGAUACAGGCGUCUACAAGCUAGAGGCAUGUGACACGGACAGUAUAAAGCCGUUUGUCUGCAAAAAGGUCGAAGAGGUUAUUCCAUCCUGUCCUACCAUCGACCGUGGCUACACAUACGAUAAAAAAACCAAAAAAUGUUACAAGCUCAACCAGAGAAAGAAGCCGUGGACCGAAGCCAUGCAGACCUGCUUCAUGGAAGGCGGGAUCCUGGCGGUGGUCACCAGAGCUGAUGAGGCAGAUGUGGUCUUUCAGAAGCUGCCAGAAUAUGAGGAAGAGUAUUUCGUUGGGUUUAGGAGGCUGUUUCAGAAUGGAGACUUUUAUACGGUGAAAGGUCAACAAUUCGACAACACAUUCUACAAGCGUUGGCGAAACAAUGGAAACGACGAGAACAAAUCGAACAACGAUUGCGGGACGGUAUCGAAGCGAUAUGACUACAGAGACCUAUUCACCGGCACGAGGAAUUGCCUCCAGCCUGCUGCUUUCGUGUGUGAGAUGGUCGCUAGGACUUAAAUUUGG
This is a messenger RNA of Cydia amplana, 918 nucleotides long. RefSeq names its product C-type mannose receptor 2-like. Lineage: Eukaryota; Metazoa; Arthropoda; Insecta; Lepidoptera; Tortricidae. The coding region runs from base 1 to 912 and encodes 303 amino acids. The record is from RefSeq and is a predicted model, not a curated record. The transcript has 5 exons.